Messenger RNA from Oryctolagus cuniculus (rabbit), 9232 nucleotides. It is a transcript of the gene AAK1, whose product is annotated as AP2 associated kinase 1. Gene Ontology annotation, cellular component: presynapse. The record is from RefSeq and is a predicted model, not a curated record. Gene Ontology annotation, biological process: protein phosphorylation; regulation of clathrin-dependent endocytosis. NCBI's taxonomy places the organism in Eukaryota, Metazoa, Chordata, Mammalia, Lagomorpha, Leporidae. Gene Ontology annotation, molecular function: ATP binding; protein serine/threonine kinase activity; AP-2 adaptor complex binding.
AAAAAAAAAAAAAAAAAAAAGGAAGAAAAAAAUCUAGAAACCGUUGGUAUUUUGUUUUGCUGCUUCCCAUUUGCAAGAUGAAGAAGUUUUUCGACUCCCGGCGCGAGCAGGGAAGCUCUGGCCUGGGCUCGGGCUCCAGCGGAGGAGGGGGCAGCACGUCGGGCCUGGGCAGUGGCUACAUCGGAAGGGUCUUCGGCAUCGGGCGACAGCAGGUCACCGUGGACGAGGUGCUGGCGGAAGGUGGAUUCGCUAUUGUGUUCCUGGUGAGGACAAGCAAUGGGAUGAAGUGUGCCUUGAAACGCAUGUUUGUCAACAAUGAGCAUGAUCUGCAGGUGUGCAAAAGAGAAAUCCAGAUAAUGAGGGACCUGUCAGGUCACAAGAACAUUGUGGGUUACAUUGACUCAAGUAUCAACAGUGUGAGUAGUGGUGAUGUCUGGGAAGUUCUCAUUCUUAUGGACUUCUGUCGAGGAGGCCAGGUGGUGAACCUGAUGAACCAGCGCCUACAAACAGGUUUCACAGAGAAUGAAGUGCUCCAGAUAUUUUGUGAUACUUGUGAAGCUGUUGCCCGCCUGCAUCAGUGCAAAACUCCCAUCAUCCACCGUGACCUGAAGGUUGAAAAUAUCCUCUUGCAUGAUCGAGGCCAUUAUGUCCUGUGUGACUUUGGAAGUGCCACCAACAAAUUCCAGAAUCCACAAACUGAGGGAGUCAAUGCAGUAGAAGAUGAGAUUAAGAAAUAUACAACACUGUCCUAUCGAGCACCAGAAAUGGUCAACCUGUACAGUGGCAAAAUCAUCACUACGAAGGCAGACAUUUGGGCUCUUGGAUGUUUGUUGUAUAAAUUAUGCUACUUCACUUUGCCAUUUGGGGAGAGUCAGGUGGCGAUUUGUGAUGGAAGCUUCACAAUUCCUGAUAACUCUCGAUAUUCUCAAGACAUGCACUGCCUAAUUAGGUAUAUGUUGGAGCCAGACCCCGACAAAAGACCAGAUAUUUACCAGGUCUCCUACUUCUCAUUUAAACUGCUCAAGAAAGAAUGCCCAAUUCCAAAUGUACAGAACUCCUCCAUUCCUGCAAAGCUUCCUGAACCAGUGAAAGCCAGUGAGGCAGCUGCAAAAAAGACCCAGCCAAAGGCCAGACUGACAGAUCCCAUUCCCACCACAGAGACUUCAAUUGCACCCCGCCAGAGGCCUAAAGCUGGGCAGACUCAGCCAAACCCAGGAAUCCUUCCCAUCCAGCCAGCGUUGACACCUCGCAAGAGGGCCACAGUGCAGCCCCCACCUCAGGCUGCAGGAUCCAGCAAUCAGCCUGGCCUUUUGGCCAGUGUUCCCCAACCAAAAGCCCAACCCCAACCUAGCCAGCCUCUGCCACAGCCUCAGCCCAAACAGCCACAGGCUCCGCCUACCCCACAGCAGACGCCUUCCACUCAGGCCCAGGGUCUGCCCACUCAGGCCCAGGCUACUCCUCAGCACCAGCAGCAGCUCUUCCUCAAGCAGCAGCCAGCGCAGCAGCCAGCGCAGCAGCCAGCGCCACAACAGCCAGCGGGCACAUUCUACCAGCAGCAGCAGCAGCAGCAGCAGCAGGCCCAGACUCAGCAGUUUCAGGCAGUACAUCCAACAACCCAGCAACCAGCCAUUGCUCAGUUCCCGGUGGUAUCCCAAGGAGGCUCUCAACAGCAGCUCAUACAGAAUUUCUACCAGCAGCAGCAACAGCAGCAGCAGCAGCAGCAGCAGCUGGCCACAGCCCUGCAUCAACAACAGCUGAUGACUCAGCAGGCUGCCUUGCAGCAAAAGGCCGCCGUGGCAGCCAUCCAGCAGCCCCAGGCACAGCCGACUGUAGCCACACAGCCAUCCCCUGCCCAGGAGCCAGCGAUUCAAGCCCCAGUGAGACAACAACCAAAAGUUCAGACAACCCCACCUCCUGCUAUCCAGGGGCAGAAACUUGGAUCUCUCACUCCUCCAUCAUCCCCCAAAACCCAGCGUGCUGGGCACAGGCGGAUUCUCAGUGAUGUAACCCACAGUGCGGUCUUUGGGGUCCCUGCCAGCAAAUCAACCCAGCUGCUCCAAGCAGCUGCAGCGGAGGCCAGUCUCAAUAAGUCCAAGUCUGCAACCACCACUCCAUCAGGCUCUCCUCGGACCUCCCAACAAAACGUUUAUAAUCCCGCAGAAGGUUCUACGUGGAAUCCCUUUGAUGAUGACAAUUUCUCCAAACUUACAGCUGAAGAACUGCUAAACAAGGACUUUGCCAAGCUGGGGGAAGGCAAACAUCCUGAGAAGCUCGGAGGCUCAGCCGAGAGUUUGCUCCCAGGUUUUCAGUCAGCUCAAGGCGAUGCUUUUGCCACUCCACCAUUUUCUGCAGGAACCGCUGAGAAAAGGAAGGGUGGGCAGACUGUGGAUUCUGGCCUCCCACUUCUAAGCGUCUCUGAUCCUUUCAUUCCUCUUCAAGUACCUGAUGCUCCAGAAAAACUAAUUGAGGGACUCAAAUCUCCUGACACUUCUCUCCUGCUCCCUGACCUUUUGCCUAUGACAGAUCCUUUUGGUAGCACUUCCGAUGCUGUAACUGAAAAAGCUGAUGUUGCUGUUGAGAGUCUCAUACCAGGACUGGAGCCCCCAGUUCCCCAGCGCCUCCCAUCUCAGACGGAAUCUGUGACUUCAAACCGCACAGAUUCUCUCACCGGGGAGGAUUCCUUGCUUGAUUGCUCUCUCCUUGCUAACCCUACUACUGACCUUCUGGAAGAGUUUGCCCCCAUAGCAAUCUCUGCUCCAGCCCAUAAAGCUGCAGAAGAUAGUAAUCUCAUCUCAGGUUUUGAUGUCCCUGAGGGCUCGGACAAGGUGGCGGAGGAUGAGUUUGACCCAAUUCCUGUUUUGAUAACCAAAAACCCGCAAGGUCUCCAGAGAGAUCCCCAUCCCUGUCCUGCCAUAACUGUAGAGCACUUUAAAGAAUCCACGGGUGUUAAAGGCCUUCCCUUGUAUCCAGAGCCCUCCAAAGUGUCUGGCACAAAGUCUCAGAACAACUUAGAGUCUGACUACUUGGCCAGGGACGGCCCUUCCAGCAACAGCUCGUUCCACAGCAGUGAGGAGGAAGGGACGGACCUGGAGGGAGACAUGCUGGACUGCAGUGGGUCUCGACCUUUACUCCUGGAGUCUGAAGAGGAGGACGAGAACUGCAAGCCUCCCCAAGGGAAACUGGGCGGGGCCGGUCCAUUCUCUCCACCGGAAGUCGCUACCGAGCAGGCUAAGGUGGUGCAAGGUGGAAGAAAGAACCAGUUCCAAGUCCUCCCACAGCCGGCUGCUGAUGGUCUUGGGGAGCCAGAUGUCUUUGCCACUGCGCCCUUCAGGAGCUCAAGGGUCCCACCUGAAGAUAUGGACAUUUUCUCCAAAGCCCCAUUCAUCUCAAAGGGCAGUGUGGCUCCUUCCCAGCCAGAGGAGGCGGACGUGUUCUUGAGAGCUCCCUUUACGAAGAAGAAGAGCAUGGAGGAGUUGCCAGCUGUCCAGAGCAUCUCCCAGGAGCUGCCUGCCCAGGCCAGUCUCCUUGGCCAGCCGGCCGAUGUCCCUGUGCUCUCAGGCCUCGACAAAGCAGUGUACACCCCUGUCCGAGCUCAAUAUCCCAUGGCUGGGUUUGUGCAAGGAGCUAACCUUUCCUCCCAUUCUGUGCAAGCACCAGACCAGCUUGACAGCCUCACUCCCAGGGGCUCCUCCCACCCUAGUGACCGGAACAAAGGACCUCAGCCCCAGAAAGAAGCUGUCUCAGGCCCCGUGGCUGGCAAACCAUUCCGCCCCCAGUCCUUAUCCAAAUAUUCCCGUCACUACAGCCCAGAAGAUGAGCCCAGUCCAGAAGCCCAGCCCAUUGCUGCCUAUAAAAUUGUUUCACAAACCAACAAGCAGUCGAUAGCUGGCUCUGUUUCCAUCACCUCCCUCUCCUCCAGGACUACGGAGCUGCCAGCUGCUGAUCCUUUUGCUUUAGCACCCUUCCCUUCAAAAGCAGGCAAGCCGAAACCUUAGGGGCAGGACCUGCGCCUUAGCCUCUGCUUCCACCCCACUCCCAGCUGAGCCUUCCCAAGGAGGAAUCAUCAAGUGUAAACUUUAUUCCCUGCGUCACAGCAGAACUGCUUCAGUCCACAAGCUCAGCUGCAGUGGUGCUCAGUUGAACCCCUUUAAGUUAUGCUCAUUUCUGUUGUCUGUUUUGAUUUCUGGACUCUCGGGACUUCCAUCUCCUUCGUGAGUGGAGGCCUUCCACCUCAACUCAGAACUCUGCUUCUUUUUUUUUCCUGCCCAGAAACUGUUGAAAUCCAGAAAACUGCACCCCACCCCCCAAAGGGGUCAUACUGCUUCUUUCACUUCCUGCAGCUCCUAUUCGAAUCCUGUUCAUUGAAGAAGCAAGAGUCCCUCUUGGACCUGAUUUACUCCUUUCGGGAAGGAAAUUUCUGGAAAGAAGAGAGAGAGAAAAAUCCUGCCUAUCAAGAGGAAGUGUAAUCCUGCAGCUACUAAUCAUUCCUGUAGAAGCAGCAGCCCUGGAAGGGUGUCCUGCUGCUGAGCCUGUGUGCGUGAGUGUCUGUAGCUGUGCAAUGUGCACCUGCUCCUCUCCUAUAGGAAACGUGCGAACGGGGCCAUCUGGCGGCUAGUCCUGUGGGCAGGGCCUUCCCCACCCCCACGCUUUGGAAGUUCGUGUGACUGCCAGAUGUGUGGGGGUGUGCACGUGUGCCCAGGGAGCUUUUUUCCUUUAGGUAACUCCUUUCCCACCAUGCUACCUCCACAAUCAAAGUACUCAUUUACUGGCAUUUGUCCGCUGGCCUCGCUGACUUGAGCCCUGUUUUUAUGUACAUGUGGUUUCUCAUGGCAAAACGGAGUACACAGGAAGGUACACAGACAUCCUGCUGGAACUGAAGUUUCACAGGGGACGUUUUCUCCAGAAUUUGCUCUUUGCUGUUAACAAAUUCCAUUUACCUAGUUUUGAAACAUUGAUUACCCCUUUCCAUUUUCCUCUUACAAGGACAGCAAAGAGCACCUUGUUGCUGUUCCAGCCACUGGGUAUCUGGACUCAGUGCCAUCCUUGUGGAAUUCAUUUUCAUGAGACGGUGGUUGCAGAGUAGGUUUGCCAGGGUUUUGGUUUUUCUUUUUCUUUCCAAAUCCUUGCCAUCUUUCUUUACUGCCUCUUGAGGAAAUGUAAAUCUUGAGACAUCUAAAUAAUGUCUGGGAGAAUGAUGUUAAAGUAGGUCAGACAGGUGACUGACUUAUGCCUUUGAAAGUGUCUUUUCUAUCUGGAAGAUCUGACUCAUUCCUAGCUUUUUUUUCAUACCCUUUCAUUUUUAGUGCCUUAACAUAAAAUCCACAUCUCAAUGGGAAGAUUUCUGCUGAGGAAAAAACUUAAUGGAAAGAGUGGCUGUAUCAAGUUCCAACUUGAAAGCUUCUGUGACUUCUAGUAAAUACUAGUGAUUCUCCAUUCGCUGGAGAAGUUCAGAGUUGCUUAACCAACUGGGUUAAUGACGCAGGAAUUACUGUAAUGAAUUAAGCCUAAAUGUGCAUGAUGCUCACUGAAGUUAAGGAUGUUGGCAGUAGAGUGGGAGCAACUACUUCUCAGCACUUUUUCUUUGUAGUUAGUCCCCACCUAUUUCAAAUGUCCAGCUUGCAAGAUGGCUAAACAACUGGCAGUGUUUCAGAGCUAGCAGCAAUGGCCCUCCAAUUUAGGUCUCAGCUGUUCCAGAAACUUGUGGCUUUCAGUUUGGUGGAUGCUAAACACACAUUCUAAGAGUUUGCUUUCUCCUAAUUUCUGAUUUUUCUCUGUAACUGUGCAUACAAAUUGUCUUUCCUUUGUAUGAAUGUUUUUGGCUGAGGUACAUGGAAAUCCCUCCUCCCCAACUCUUCCCAUGGUCUUUAUCAAGAGAUAGAAAUAAUUUAAGGAGACUUCUCAUCAGAAAUCAAAAACUCUUAAAGGUGGGAACUCAUUCUAAUUCAUUGUCAAAGACUCAGAUUACCUUGAUAACAGCCCUGGAAAAUGCUUUUCUUUUGUUUAUUUUAUCAGUCUCUCCUAAUCAAGUGGCCAUUUUUAAUUCUCAACAUACAAAUCAGAAUAAAGUCAUGACUUCAUUAUGCAGCUGAGUAAAUGUCAAGCAUGGGUUUAUAAUGCUCUUUAAAUUCUCCCUGGUGGUCCGGGAGGGGUGGAGACUCUGCAUACCUUCCCCAAAUAGAGAAAUGAAUGUAAAUGCACACAAAUUACUUCUGCCUCUUUCUUACUCAGUGAUGCAUAGGAAAAUGUUGACUUGUGGAGUGCAUUCAUUAGUAGCUAAUGAGCAGUGAGUUCUGCAGAUUUGUACUGCAGCAAGGCUUUAUUCCCUUGCUCCUGAACAUCUUGAGAUCACGCAGGGUAAGUGCAUAGUUUAAAGGUAAAACCUGAUCGCCAGAGGUCAUCCCGAAUCUUGAAAUCCGCGUAAUUUCACUGUAAGGGAUGCCAGGAAUGCUCCAGGUGCUGUGGAUUAGUAGCACAUGCAUGUUUCCAGCAAUUACACUGCAGCAAGCUAACGCUGAGGAGAAAAAGAAAAUAUAUAAUCCACAAAGCACCACACUUUCUUGUUUUCCUUUGUGUUAUGUGUUACUUGGUUUACACAUUUGAUGGGCAAUACAGGAACUUGGGACUUUUCAUUUCAGUGGAAAGCAAUGAGCCAGAAUAUAUUUGAAUGUAAAGCUUGGAGCCACAUCAUGUAUUGAUGAACUCUCAAAGAAUGCAUGUUAACUGACUCACAGGCACUAGCGGGUUAAUGAAAUUCUUUUAUGUGGGGGGGGGGGGAUUUUUGGCCAGUUUCGUGGCCUUACAUACAGCCCUUGGGUCCAAAACCUUGGUUAGAUUAGAAAUUGGAAUGGAGGCAGACCUUGUGGAGCAGCUGGUUAAAAUAAUGUUUCUGAAAAAGAAAAUGAGCAAAAUUUGAUGCUGACACAGAUGCUGACGAGCACCUAAGGGAAUGUAGAUCAGAAACCAUACUUCAUUUUGGGCCCACUUACUGUUAAGAGGAAUGUGUAAGCUGGUAUGUAUGUGUUUACUAGCUCAUGUUAUGUCUGAGCUUCCCUGGCAACCAAGAUUUCUCUACACUUCCAAGACAGACACUGAUACCUCACUGGCCCGUUAUUCAUUUAGUGCAUAUUAGAGUUGCGGGUAUUUUCAGUGUCAGCUAUUUGAUAUACAUUUAUUUCACUGAUCCAUAAAACUGCAGAUUUAAGUAUAAUCACCAGUGUGGUCUGAUAAUAGAAAUCUUGUGUUUUCUUCCAUAAAGAAAAAUAAUCAAGAUAUAUGUGUGAGAUCAAAUAAUAUGUAUGCCUUAUGUUAAGUAGGAAAUUUUAUCACAGGAAAUUAGAGAUGGGUGAGAUAGAAUGCACUCCCUAACAAGGAUAUGACCUUAAACAGGGUCACUUGGCUCCCUUUAAUAAAGAAAGAUGCUGUUCUCUACUGUGUCUUUCGAAUUGAAAUUGUGGCAUGCAUACAAAUUAACUUUGAAAUGGCUGCUGGUCACACAGAUGCAGUUUUAACUUGAGAAAUUUGGAGCCUAAAUGAUGGAGAGUCUCAGGAAAGACCUUAGCCUCUGAGAAGUCAGGAGCACCCUGUUGAUGUCUAGAGCUGCCCUCUGAGUUCUCAACUUCCAAGGAGUAGACAUGGAAGAUUUUAAAUGGAAUUGUGUAAUUUAAACUCUUCGUUUUCCAUUGCCUUUGUCAACCAAUACUUGUAGGUGGUUUUUAAACCAGCAGAAUAUUUGGACACAUGUUACUGAAAACUUCACUAAAGGAAAAGAAGAGAUCAAGAAGCUUGCAAAUAGGUAGAAUCUGGUUGGUCACUGUUUCACUCCAUGCCUGGAAGUCUUCCUGGCUUGCCUGCCUUCCUCUUUUGACUAUACAGCUGAACGAUCACGUUCAUUUUCAUUUGCCUCCCUUGCUGUUUUUAAACAGUUUCAUAUAGUUUCAGCCUAGCCAGUGACAAUCUCACCAAGUAAAAAUGAAGCGGCCCACCUUCCCCAUUUCUUAUAGAAAGGAUGAAGGAAGGUUGACAGGACCCCGGCCUUACUGUGGAGAGACCCCCUAACCCAGAGCAGCUCUCCACCUCCAUCUUACACAGCCUCAGAGUGCUUCAGAAUGCAAGGAAGUUCACAUGAGAAGGGACUGUAGCUGGUAAAAAUGGCUAAAUGUUAGCCACACAUGACUUAGUUCAGUGUUCUCAGAACUUGUAAUUCUAUGACUUUAGUCUGAGUUACAGCCCAGGAAUCUUUGAAGUAUGUGUGACACAGUUUUGAGUUUAUAGUAAUGGUGUUCUUGAAACGAGUCACUGUUACUUGCAUUGUGAUGGAGCUAUAUGUACAUGCUAAAAGGGUCUAUUUGAUUACCCUUGGGAACAAAUUGCAGAAAUGGUUUUUCCCAAUGUCAUUUAAAGUCGGGUGGGUUAGACUUGGGGAUCAGAGAAAAUGCAGCCUUUUCACUCUGAAAUGGCAAGUCAAUUGUAUUUUCUUAAGUCAACCAAAGAUUCCUGUUUGAGGGAUAUGAAUGGAGUGUGUGUGUAUGUGUGUGUGUGUGUGUAUGGCACAUGCAGCCUUACGCUUUGUUCCAUGGUGUUAAUUCAAGCCCUCCUAAUAAAGGCAUCCAAAGAAUACUGAGAAGUGACAGUAGGUAUUUGGCGUGAACAAAUUCUGUUCCCUUUGCCAAAAUGUUUCAGUUAGAACGGGAGUUAUUCUCAGUAAAGGUGGGGGAAAUAUGCCAUUGCUUAGCUUCUCUCUGGGGAGUGCGGAUGAAACUCAGGAGGGCAUGUGCUAAGGGCUCAUCAGUGUCAUUGGCAGGGCAGUAGUGACCAGAAUACCACAAGGCUUGCAAGAUGUUACUUUGAAUGAGGAAAUGUUCAACAUCAUUUGUUAGCAGACAGAAACCAAGACCAUGCUCAUUCCAUGUAGAUAAAAGUGACCUCCCUCUGCUGACUGUUACUGGAGUUGACUGAGUAAGGAGGUCUACCCAGCCAUAAGGAGUAUUGAGGUCUUCAGGCCUCAGAAAACAAUAGUGUAUAAAACAAUCUCAAGGGCUGUGAACGAGGGAAAGGAAGGGGAAAACAUUUGCAAAGUCAAUCUUAGUUCUUGCAAUACCUCUUCUUUGCAGACUGUGGGAUUCAUGUUAUUGCACUCUUGGUGUGAUCUAUCUUAUGUCUCUGAUAGUUUUUAUGCAUUGUUUGAGUUGUAAACUCCUGUAUACUUUAUUAAAAUGGACCUAAUCAAACCAUU